Bursaphelenchus xylophilus (pine wood nematode) is the source of this 1056-nucleotide messenger RNA. The record is from the annotation of a GenBank genome assembly. NCBI's taxonomy places the organism in Eukaryota, Metazoa, Nematoda, Chromadorea, Rhabditida, Aphelenchoididae.
AUGGACUUCUCGUUCAGUGAAUGCCAGCAACCGCCGAAAACCGAGCAAUUGGACUACACGUUGACCAGCGGCGGCUUCUGGUCGGACUGUCGAGGUAGGUUGGGGGAUUUUGUGAGGGUCAAAAUACAGUGGGGGACCUGAUCCAGUGGCAAAAAACGUACCAUUUUGCAUCCGGAAAGUACCAAAAAUGCAGCAAAAUACCUCCCUCUCCAAGUGAAAAUACUCGGGUUUCAAAAGCUCUUUUUGUGAGGGAAAGGGCGCGCUCUUCGAAACGAAGUUUCUUCACUUGGAGAGGGAAGCAUUUUGCCACAUUUUUGAUACUUCCCGGAUGCAAAAUGGCAUGUUUUUUGCCACUGGAUCAGGUCCCCCAUCGUAAUAGGCACUUGAUUUGAGUACGAAAUUUAGAGAAAACAUGAUUUUUUGUUGGAAAUUUGGCUUUUAUGGUGUAAAAGUUGAUUUUUUUUUGGAUUUUUGAUAAAUUUUUUGUGAGUUAAUACAGUUUUUAUGGGUGUAGAAUGAUAUUAGAAGUACCGAAAGACGUUUUAAGAUUCUAGAAGUUGAGUUUUUCAGCUAAAAAUUUAUUUUUUGCCCUAAAAUUUCAAAAUAUUUUCUUUUCCUCCAGAUAUCGACCCACGGCUGCACAGCCAGCGCCGUUUCGGCUCCACGAUCGCCCUCGACUCCAGCCCGGUAUGUUUCCCGUCGAACAUGCAGCAAGCAUAUCCCCAACCGAUCACCGUCGCGCCCGCCAACUCGUUCGGCUCAAACCAGGCGCUGCAGUCGCCGUCCACGCCACUUGCAGACUUUAAGCCCGUCUCCCGGUCGAUGGAAUGCCUUACCCAACCAACCACAUCGAAUCUCAACCAUCUCUACAACGCUCAGGCCCACAUGGACGACUCCAAAGUGAAUUAUAGCUACGAUAAUGACUCUGGCAUGGUAAGAGUCAUUUUUUGGGUUUUUUGACUCAUUUUUGGCUGAUUUGAUUGGUUUUUUUAUGUUUAUGAGCUUUUCACUUGUUUUUACAUUUGAAAAAGCUCUUAAAUUUCAAGUUUUUAGUGA